Messenger RNA from Ustilago hordei, 819 nucleotides. RefSeq lists its product as uncharacterized. The transcript has 2 exons. The coding region runs from base 1 to 819 and encodes 272 amino acids. Gene Ontology annotation, molecular function: oxidoreductase activity. Lineage: Eukaryota; Fungi; Basidiomycota; Ustilaginomycetes; Ustilaginales; Ustilaginaceae. The record is from RefSeq and is a predicted model, not a curated record.
AUGCAGAUCAAAGAUCACGUGUUCUACGUCACUGGUGGAGCGUCCGGCCUCGGUGCUGCCACGAUCCAGCAUCUCCACGCUCUCGGUGCCUACGUUUCGAUUAUGGACUUGCAACUCGAAGCUGGUCAAAAACUCGCCGAACAACUCAACUCUUCCUCUUCUGGCGGAGCAAAGCGCGCAGCAGCCUUCGAAGUUGAUGUGUGCUCCGAAGAGGCGAUGAGAACCGCCAUUGAAGGGUCCGACAAACUCUGGCCCAACGUCACUGUCGGAGGUUGCGUCAACUGCGGUGGAGUCGGUAUGGCAGGCAAAACCAUCGAUCAAAACGGUGAACCAUUUGAUCUCGACACCUUCCGCAAGACCGUCGAAAUCAACCUUAUCGGAACAUUCAAUGUCUCUCGUCUCACCGCAGCACGUCUUGUCCGCGACUUGCCAAAGCCAAUUGCCAAACCAACAGAAGCGACAAAGGAUCUCGGUGUCAUCAUCAACACUGCUUCAGCGGCUGCAUUGGAGGGUCAGGCUGGUCAAUGUCCCUACAGCGCAAGCAAAGGUGGUGUCUUGUCUUUGAGUCUACCCAUGGCGAGGGAUCUAGCGUGGUUUGGUAUCAGGGUGAUGACACUGGUCCCGACGUUGUUUGAGACACCCAUGAUGGCGCAAUUGCCAAAGAGAGCGAGAGAGGCCAUUUUGAGGACAUGCGAGUUUCCAGCGAGGUUUGGUUAUCCGGAGGAGUUCGCACUGGCUGUGCAGGGGGUUGUUGAGAAUAGUAUGCUCAACGGCUCAUACAUUCGUUUGGAUGGCGCUUCUCGUCUCGGCAAGCUCUAG